Molecule: messenger RNA, 1335 nt
Organism: Talaromyces rugulosus
Lineage: Eukaryota; Fungi; Ascomycota; Eurotiomycetes; Eurotiales; Trichocomaceae
Exons: 4
Coding region: 1-1335 (444 amino acids)
Molecular function (GO): protein-phosphatidylethanolamide deconjugating activity
Source: RefSeq, a predicted model, not a curated record
AUGAAUAAUAUUGAUAUCGGUCGCUACAAGCGUAUCGUCCAAUAUUUCUGGGACCCCGAACCCAAGAACGACGAAGGGCCCGGUUCUCGACUGUGGUGUCUCGGGAGCCAGUAUGUCACGCAAGACGAGGACUUUGUUCUACUAGACCCAGCAGCCUCCAAAGAAACGACAACACAAACCUCACUCGAAACAGAAACCGAAACACAGCAGAAAAACAACCAGACAUCGCCAGACGAACCAAGCACAGACUACCAGAGCUCCAACAAGCCGCUGGCGGAGAAGAGGCUAGACACUACUACUACCACCACUCUUGGCUGGCCCAAGGCAUUUCUGGACGAUUUCGAGUCAAAAGUAUGGAUGACAUACAGAUCCAACUUUCCAACCAUUGCCAAAUCCGAAGACCAAAAUGCGUCGCAAACAAUGUCGUUGGGCGUUCGACUGCGCAGUCAUCUCAUCGAAGGGUUUACGUCAGAUACUGGCUGGGGCUGUAUGAUACGUUCGGGCCAGAGUCUUCUUGCCAACGCGAUAUUUGUCUCACAACUGGGUCGAGACUGGCGCCGAGGAACGAGAGAGGAAGACGAGGGCAGACUGCUAUCUAUGUUCGCCGACGAGCCCGAUGCGCCCUUUUCCAUACACCGAUUCGUGAAUCAUGGGUCGUUAUACUGUGGAAAGCACCCCGGAGAAUGGUUCGGUCCUUCUGCAACGUCUAGAUGCAUAGAAGCCCUCUGCCAAGAUCAUCCAGACGCGGGACUGAAUGUCUACGUGACCAACGAUAGUUCAGACGUCUACGAAGAUCGAUUCAGAGCAGUCGCUCUCGACAAGUCAGGCCACAUGCGACCGACCUUGAUCCUGCUCGGUAUUAGACUCGGAAUCGACCGCGUCACGCCGGUAUAUCGCAAAAGCCUCGAGGCGGCACUGACGAUGCCACAGUCGAUAGGAAUCGCAGGGGGCCGACCGUCAGCUUCGCAUUACUUUGUAGGCGUCCAGAACCCGUAUUUCUUUUACCUUGACCCCCAUCAUACUCGACCUGCACUGCCGCCCAGGGAAAGGGGACAGACGUAUACACAAGAGGAGCUGGACAGCUAUCAUACCCGCAGGCUCCGGCGGUUGCAUAUCGAUGACAUGGAUCCCAGCAUGCUCGUCGGAUUCCUUAUCAAGGAUGAAGAUGACUGGAGCGACUGGAAGAGGCGCAUUCAAACACCCCAAGAAUCCGGAAAAGCCAUUGUUCAUGUUCACGCUGCUAGCUCUGACGCAGCACCCAGCCCGACGCACGAAAGAGCGACUGCGCUGGAUGAGGUUGAAGCACUGGACGAUAGCGAGCUAGACGAAGAUUAA